Molecule: messenger RNA, 1938 nt
Organism: Orbicella faveolata
Lineage: Eukaryota; Metazoa; Cnidaria; Anthozoa; Scleractinia; Merulinidae
Product: growth arrest and DNA damage-inducible protein GADD45 beta-like
Biological process (GO): regulation of cell cycle
Cellular component (GO): nucleus; cytoplasm
Source: RefSeq, a predicted model, not a curated record
UCAGCAAAACGAAUCGACUGUUUCACGCGGACUUUCCAGCGAAGUGAUUGUAUCAACUUCUGCUAGUUAUUGCGGGAGUUUUUGGAGGAUUUUAUCACUUAUUUGGACUACCUGGGGACAAGAAUGACACAAGAAACCACUGAGAACGAAACAGACGAAUUUUGUGAAGAGAAAAUGAAUGAUAUGGUGCAUAGACACAAAGUGCGUAGAGCAUUACAACAAGUCCUACAUCAAGCUCAAGUUAAUGGUCAUUUAGUGUGUGGCGUACAUGAUGCUGCUAAUGAACUUGCAGUGGACUUGGAUACCAUAGGACUGUGUCUCUUAGUAGAAAAUCCCAGUGCAGAUCCUGGAAUUCAGGUUCACUGCCGGCUGAUUGAGGCAUAUUGCUGGGAAUGUGCAAUUCCUGUUAUUAAGGUCAACAGCAGCCGUAAGCUGUGCGAGAUGACAAAACAUUACAGGGUAUUAAGGGAGCCGCUGCAUUGCGUUCUUGUCAAGAACUUGCCAACUGACGUGGAAUCUGUUUCCACUGUACUACAGUUUGCACGACAUUCACCAGCGCCAUUGCUCAAGAUCACAUAAACCUGAAGAAGUUUGUAGUGGCAAAUUAGAGACUGGCAUGAUACUGAUCUGCAACUAUUUGUUGAGAAGUAGGAGUUGGUUGCACAAGCUCUUCAAGCAGUUGAACCUCUCAAGAUAGACUUAACAAAUGCAGUGUUACAUAGCUAAACAAAAACCAUAAGACAUCUCGGCAUCACAGUUAUGUUAAAACCUAAGAAUAAUUAAAGGCACUAUUGCCCAGUGAAAAAAAAAAAUUAGGUAAAUAGAGAGUUCUCAGAGUACCAAAAAAAUCCAAAGAUAAAUUAAACCCCAUAUGGGCUUAUUUAAUGCUCUGAAAGAAAAACUACAAAAGGUGGUUUGCAAGUUUGCAAGUCAAAAAAAUGCUCAACAAAAAAAUGUUGUAAGGGCUUGUUUAUUGCACAGAUUAUAGUUCUUGUCAUAUGAUAUUUACUUCAAUGACAUCUGUUUUGUAGAGAGUGGACAAUAACUUUUAUUUCCACUCAGACUAGACAUAUUUAUGUGGCUUUGUUUAUAGAGCAUUUUAUAUCGUAUCCUCUUCUGAGGACUAUACUAUUAUAAAUUAUUGUUGCCUGUGAAUAUGCAAUGAUUUUAUUGUUAUGUUUUGGAACUUGAUGAGAAAUCAAAGAAAUGACACAAGCCACAUACUUCAAAUCAUUAUCUACACUUCAGUGUUUUAUUUAUACCUCAGAUUGAAAUGUAAUAAAAGAAAACAAAGAAAAAAGAAAAUAAUUUUAUAACCAAAAAAAUUACUUUUAACUUCCCUCUGAAUCUUUAGUUUUACGUUAUCAAGAAGUUGUAACUUGCACAUGUAAGCUUCGAUACACAUUGUAGGAAGAACUAUUUUGACAUGCCAUGGUUGCAUGUGAAUUAAGACUGCUGGGCAGUUAGUCUUCCAACGGUACCACUUCAGGGUGUGGACACAGUAGAUGUGGUACCACUUUAUGAGGGUGGUCAGAGUACAUGUUGUACAACUUGAUUGGGGCAGUCACAAUAGGUAUUUAUCUACCACUUGAUGGAGGUGGUCACAGUUCACUCACAAACAUUGACAAAUUUGCAAAAACCUUAAAGCUCCAAUUAUCUGCUUUAUUUUCCAUACAUUUUAUGAAAUGCUGCACAUCACUUAUGACUUGUAUGCUAGGCAACAUACAGAACUACUUUUAUGUUGUAGUGGAUCUGAAGCUGUCAUUUUGUGGUUUAAGGUUUAAGUAAAUACCAACACUCAUAUAGUUGAAAAAUUUUUAUAAUAACUACGUACUAAUAAAUUAAGAAAUUCUAACAAAACUGUAAAAAAAAUUUAAUAAUAAGUAUAAUUAUAUUUACUGAAAUCUUGGAGACUCAUUAAACAACAUAAUUUUCUCA